AUGUUAUUUUUUUUAAUUUCUUAUAUUUUUUCGUGCCGCUGCGUUGCACUGAAUCAAUUGGCAUAUGGUCAAAAUUUAAUAGUCUUUAUGAUUGAUGGCCUAUCGAAUAAAUUACUUGCAAAAUAUGCUGAUGAACUUACUGGAUUCAACGAAAUGUCUAUUUAUGGCUCUACGACAGAUUAUCUAAAACCUGUUUAUCCAACUCUGUCAUAUCCGAACUGGAUAAGUAUAUUCACCGGUUUAUAUGCAGAGAAUCAUGGAUUUACGGCUGAUUAUAUGUGGGAUGAAACAAAGCAAAUAGCUUUCAUGAAGGGCAGAGGCGAGAAUGAUACGAUAAGCGAGUGGUGGCAACAAGAGAUUGCUCCAGUUUGGUAUACUAUUGGAAAAUCAAAUAUCGAUGUUCACUGCUACUGGAUCCCGUGGUGUGAUUUGCCAUACAUGGAUUUAAUUGUUAAAGUUCCGAAUGAAAGAAAAUUAAAUUUCUCGGAUAUUGAUCAAAGUGAAUCAGUAUCGACCUAUUUUCCAUCAAUCAUCGAAUGGAUCUCUAAAUACCAAAUGUACCGGCAACAGUUCGUUUUAUUACGAUAUGGUGGUAUUGAAAAUGCAUUGAGAACAUUUGGUGGAGGUAGCCGUGAAAUUAUCGAAGCAUUAAGAAUAGUUGAUCUUCAUAUUCUUGACCUUCAGAGAAAUUUAGCACAAAUGAAUCUUUUCGAAUCAACAAACCUUAUGGUUCUGUCAAAUCAUGGCAUGUAUACCGUCAAUAAUGAGGUCCAAUAUUUCAUCGAUGAGUGCUUCGAAGAUUUAUCAAAAGUCGAAUUAGUUGUCAAUAGGCACGCAAUGAUGAUGCUUUUUACAAGUUAUGCUGAUGAAGUGUUUUACGAUUUACAAGUUUGUGAUCAGUUUGCACCACAAGCAGAUUAUGACAAUGAAGAGGAUAGCACUCCAAUGGUGACAAUUUACAGAACAGAUGAGCUUCCAACCGAAUUUUACUGGAAAAACUCGAGAUUCAUGCCAAGUAUUGUACUAAUUGCCAAGCCUGGAGCUACAAUAUUAACUAAACGAAUACCCUCGAUUCCAAUGCAUGAUGAACAUGAUAGAGAUGUUAAAGAAAUCGGAGGCUAUGAUAAUCGCUUUGAUGGAAUGCAUGGAAUAUUUAUGGCUAGAGGACCAGCAUUUAAAAUCAAUCAUCAGGCAGCACCCAUCGAAGUGGUUGAUAUAUAUCAGCUCAUGCUAAAUAUUCUUGCAAUUGAACCACCUCAUAAACAUAAUGGUACUUGGUCCAAUGUUGAAAACUUGCUGAAUAAUGAAUGGGAAACACGACCUGCACAUUUAUCAAAAAAUUCAUCCGAUAUUUUGUCAAUUAGGCCGUUCUCUAUGAUAUUUUUAUUAUUUUUUUCGUAUAUUCUUUAUAUUAAUAUUUGUUUAUGCUAA
This is a messenger RNA of Dracunculus medinensis (Guinea worm), 1431 nucleotides long. NCBI's taxonomy places the organism in Eukaryota, Metazoa, Nematoda, Chromadorea, Rhabditida, Dracunculidae. The record is from the annotation of a GenBank genome assembly.